UGUGCCGAUUAACGACGACGGGCCUAACCGCAAUGUCACAGAAAAAAAAUUAUUGAUGUUCUUGGUGAAAAUGUGUCAAGGACUCUCUGAUGAUUUCCUAAAAGUUCUUUUCAAAUACAAUUCCAGAGCCAACGUGAGUCGCGACAUUAAAAUAGUCAGGCAAUCAUUAUUGAUAAGAUUUGUGCCCCAGUCUAUUGGGUAUAAUGCCAUUACUCGAGAUGACUUCAUUAAUGCCCACGUGACACCAUUCGCUAAUGAACUAUACAAUCCUAAUACUGACAAUCGACAAGCAAUAGUUAUUGUUGAUGCAUCCUAUACUUAUACAGGAAAACCUAGCAACUUCAAAUCUCUCAGAAAAUCUUUUUCUUUUCAUAAAAAACGACAUUUAGUAAAACCCUGCCUAAUAGUAGCCCCUGAUGGAUACAUUUUAGAUAUACACGGACCCUAUUUUUCAGACUCCAGAAAUAAUGACGCGAGCAUACUUGAAGUCGAGUUUGAAUCGAACGAUGAUAUGAGCCAAUGGUUUCGAGAUGGCGAUGUGUUUUUAAUGGAUCGAGGAUAUCGAGAUGUUGUGCCAUAUCUCCAAAAUAAAGGCAUGCACUGUAAAAUGCCCGAAGUCCUUGCACGUGGACAGCAACAACUUUCAACAGAAGCAGCAAACAAAUCGCGAAUAAUUACGAAGACAAGAUGGAUAGUUGAAGCCCGCAAUGGCCAUUUGAAGUCAAUUUUUAAGUUUUUUGAUGGUUUGAUCCCAAUGGCACACCUUAAUCAUCUAAACGACUUUCUGAAAAUAGCUGGUGCUAUAAUUAACAGAUAUCAUGUCAAUAUCUAUAUGGAGGAUGCAACUGUUCGAUUAGCCAGAGAGUUACUGAAUAGGAUUCAUGAUAUUAAUGUAAUGCAAGCACGGGUGGAAGCUGACGUUAAUCUUACUAGACGUAAUGCUAAUUGGAACCUUCUUAAUGAAAAUCAUUUUCCGCAGUUUCCUAGGCUUGACAUGGCGUAUUUGAAGCGACUGACUAUUGGUAUUUACCAAAUUAAUUUAAGCCCUGCUUACAUACAGGAUAAAAUGGAUAUGGAUAAUAACGAUGUAUUUGAGUUUGAUGAACUAAAUGAACACGGCCUGAUACGUAUGAGAAUACGCUCGCGUUUUCGAAAUGCAGUUAAACAUCAAUUAUGGAUAGCGUUCCAAAACGAAAUUCCGGAGGAAGAGCCUAUCUUGGCCUAUUACUGUAAAUGUAAAACCGGUGCCAGGACUAUUGGUUGUUGUGCUCAUGUUGCCAGUGUGGUAUGGUACCUUGGUUAUGCACGUCAUCAAGAAAACGUGAAAUACCCAAGUACUGCAUUAUUAAACCACAUACUUGAUUGUGCGAACAGAAAUCCUUGAUAAACCGAGUUUUAAAGUGUACAUGUGUAUCUAUCAAAGUAUGUAAAUAUAUGUAGAUAAGAUUGAACGAGUAACACUAUUUUCUUUCAUUUUAUCCGUUAGGUAGUUUGUUUUGUCUGGUACAAUCUACUGUAAAAAUAUGGGUGCAUUAAAAUGCACAAAAAAAUGUUCCAAUGAUUUGUAUGUCGUUGUAAUAAGAACUUCUCAAAACAUUUAUCAAACGAUUUAUUUUUCAC
Molecule: messenger RNA, 1620 nt
Organism: Cydia splendana
Lineage: Eukaryota; Metazoa; Arthropoda; Insecta; Lepidoptera; Tortricidae
Exons: 1
Coding region: 608-1384 (258 amino acids)
Source: RefSeq, a predicted model, not a curated record